Owenia fusiformis is the source of this 2310-nucleotide messenger RNA. Lineage: Eukaryota; Metazoa; Annelida; Polychaeta; Sabellida; Oweniidae. The record is from the annotation of a GenBank genome assembly.
AUGAUGGCGGCAGCAAGUGUAUGUUGCUCAAAUAUAUUUGAUGCCGCCACAGAAGGACACGUUCAAUGUAUCAGACAUGCGAGUCAAAUGCAAACUGAUGUAAACACGAGAGAUGAAAACUACAAAACAAGCCUAAUCAUCGCGUGUGCAAAGGGCCAUAAGGAUUGUAUCGAAUUACUUAUUGAAAAAGGAGCUGACAUCAAUGCAAAAGACAAAGAUGGUUGGAAUGCUCUCAUUAGCGCAGCGUCCAAGGGGCAUCGGGAUUGCGUAGAAAUCCUUCUAAAACAUUCUGUUUUAGACUUGAAUGCUACUCAGAAUGAUAAAUGGAGUGCUAUUCUAUUAGCAGGAUGUAUGGGUGAAGCAGAAUGCAUGGAGCUCAUCCUUAAAUCAGGCGGUGAUCCUAAUAAAACCGAUAGUGAUGGUGCUACUGCCUUGAUUUGUGCUGCUAAUGAAGGACACUUGGAAUGUGUUGAAAUUCUCUUACGAUACAACGCAGAUGCGAGUAUCAAGGAUAGGGCUAAUAAAACAGCAAUGGAUUAUGCCAAGGACAAGGGAAACAAGGAGUGUAUAGAGUUAUUGGGAUUAAUGAAAAUGAACACGUUUUCACUAAGGCUAAUAUCCAUAUGUUGGAUUUUAAAUACACACUUUGUAACAAAUUCGACUGGGGCUAGCAGUGAGGAAGACUAUGGCUCUACAGCGAACUCUGGAACCGAUGCGGAUGGAACCAAAAAUGAAGAGAAUAGCGGCAAAGGAUUUCUGUAUGGUGAUAUUGAGAUUUCAAGACAUACGUUUCGUAAUGCAAUGCUCAACAAAGAUGCAAGGUGGCCAAAUGGAUUUGUUCCAUAUUCAAUUGUAGACGUCUAUCCAACAUGGGCGGUUGAGAUUUUUAAAUCGGCCAUGAAGGAAAUAGAAGCAAACACUAGCUUUAAUGGUCAAAGGUGCAUCACAUUCAAGGAAAGAACAUUCGAGGAAAACUAUGUAGAAAUUGCUCCUAUUGGCGGAUGUUACUCUAGAGUCGGUGUAUCUGGUGGGAAACAACCUAUAUCAUUAGGAGCUGGGUGUGAAAGAAAGGGUACAGUCAUACAUGAAUUGCUACAUACGCUUGGGUUCUGGCAUGAGCAGAGUAGAGCAGAUAGAGAUAUGUACAUCAAAGUCAACUGGACUAAUAUAAAAGAAGGAUCUGCGGGGAAUUUCAACAAAUUCGACGAUACGUCCAUAGAUCACCAGGAUAUGCCAUACGAUUAUGACAGUAUUAUGCACUACAGCGCAUUUUCAUUCGCCAAGGAUUACAGGUGGCCAACUAUUGUACCACUUAUAGGGAAACCAUACAUUGGUCAAAGGCUUCAACUAAGCGACAUUGACAUCAAUGAAAUUAGAAAACUCUAUAAUUGCCAAGGCGUCGUAUCAGUUGAUUUCACCACACCAAUGGUAACAACACUUAAACCAACCACUCCCCCACAACCAAUUGGUACAGAUCUCCCUUUGUAUUGGGAGUGCACAUUUGAUGAGGGCAGGUGUGGAUUAGAGAAUGUGGAAAAUUCCUUAGAAUGGAUUCUCCAAAAGGGACCAACUGCUAGUAGUAAAACAGGACCUGGAAGUGACCACACAUCGAGCACUGGAAACUAUAUUUUCACAGAAGCUUCAAAUCAAUAUCAAAAGAAGUACAAGAUAGUAAAAACUAAACUACCGAAAUCAAACAUGUGUGUUGACUUUUGGUACCACAUGUAUUCUGAGAAUGAGGAGGAAUCAGAUCAUCACGUUGGAUACUUAAGAUUCUAUGCACAAUCAGGAAAUACUGAACCAACACAGUUGCUUGCAUGGGAAAGGACAAGAUCUCAAGGAAACAAAUGGUUGAAUGGGAGAUUCACGGUUCGAAAGUCGGAUAUAUCAAGCAAAAAAUGGAAGUUGCUUGUAGAGGGAGAAAUCUUGAACAAUUACAAAAGUGACAUUGCUGUAGAUGACUUAAAGAUAUAUAAGGGCAGGUGCCCAUAAAUGGAAAAGUGCCAAUAUAAGGGCAAUUGCACAUAAACUGACAAGUACCCAUAUAUGGGCAAGUGUAAAACAUGUAAAUAAUCAUAAUGUCGCCAUCGUUUUAUUCAUUUUGGAAGAAUCGCAUCCGUACUUUUUUACAGUUCGUGUCUUAAACUAGGGAACAAAAAAUGCAUAACUACUCCGUUGGACACAGUGUGCACGUCUUAGCGCUUAAACAUUAGGUACCUAUAUGUCUAAAGCAAUGUUAUCAGAAGUGCAGUAUAUACAGAAAAGCCAAAAGUGUAUUAAUUUUAUCUUAUUAUGUCAAUUUUUGCGAAC